This is a messenger RNA of Centropristis striata (black sea bass), 1245 nucleotides long. Its product is annotated as claudin-4-like. NCBI's taxonomy places the organism in Eukaryota, Metazoa, Chordata, Actinopteri, Perciformes, Serranidae. Gene Ontology annotation, cellular component: bicellular tight junction; plasma membrane. The transcript has 2 exons. Bases 124 to 1245 code for a protein of 373 amino acids. The record is from RefSeq and is a predicted model, not a curated record. Gene Ontology annotation, biological process: bicellular tight junction assembly; cell adhesion. Gene Ontology annotation, molecular function: structural molecule activity.
CUCCAACCUUCCCCAAACAUUAACUCUUGGGGAUCUCUCAAGCUUAAGACUACAGACUUCCAGAGACACAAACACACUUUUGGACCUUUUUUUUCUGCUGUGCAAGAAUCUUUGAGAGGAGAAAUGGUGUCUGCUGGGUUACAGAUGUUGGGCACGGCCCUGUGCAUCAUCGGCUGGAUAGGGGUCAUCGUCGUCUGCGCCCUCCCCAUGUGGAAAGUGACGGCCUUCGUCGGCCAGAACAUCGUCACGGCUCAAACCACCUGGGAGGGCAUCUGGAUGACCUGUGUGCACCAGAGCACGGGCCAGAUGCAGUGCAAGGUGUACGACUCCAUGCUGGCUCUGUCCCGGGACCUGCAGGCCGCCCGCGCCCUCAUCAUCAUCUCCAUCCUGCUCGGCGUUUUCGGGCUCCUCCUUUCAAUAGCAGGGGGGAAAUGCACCAACUGCGUGGAGGACGAGAGCUCCAAAGCCAAAGUCGGCAUGGCGUCGGGCGUGGUCUUCAUCCUUACUGGAAUUUUGUGCCUCAUUCCUGUGAGCUGGACGGCAAACACCGUCAUUAGCAACUUCUACAACCCAUUAAUGCAGGGAUCGCAGAAAAGGGAGCUGGGAGCUAUGGUUUCUCAGGGGAUUCAGAUGAUCGGCAUAUCGAUGGCUGUGAUUGGCUGGUUCAUGGUCAUCGUGGUGUGCGCCCUGCCCAUGUGGAAGGUGACGGCGUUCAUUGGAGCCAACAUCAUCACGGCUCAGACCAUCUGGCAGGGCAUGUGGAUGAACUGUGUGGUGCAGAGCACGGGUCAGAUGCAGUGCAAGGUGUACGACUCCAUGCUGGCUCUGCCUCAGGACCUGCAGGCCGCCCGCGCCAUGAUCAUCAUCUCCAUCCUGACGGGGAUCUUUGGAGUCAUCUUGUCCAUCGCCGGGGGGAAAUGCACCAACUGCAUCGAGGACGAGCGGUCCAAGUCCAAGGCCUGCAUCCUGGCUGGAGUUCUGUUCAUCGUCUCUGGGUUGCUUUGUCUCAUUCCUGUCUCCUGGUCCGCCAACACCAUCGUCCGUAACUUCUAUAAUCCUCUACUGCUGGAAGCUCAGAGGUACGAGCUGGGAGCGGCGCUGUAUAUCGGCUGGGCGGCUGCUGCUCUGCUGCUGAUGGGAGGCGGGCUGCUGUGUUGGAACUGCCCUCCCAAACGUGAACAUCCUCACUACGUUCCCCAGUUCAGGCCUGUGAAGUCAGCCUCCACGUCCAGAGAAUACGUUUAA